UACGCUCAGUGUGUUAGUUUGUUAUUGUGAGUUUGUAAUCUUGCCAAGGUUAUGCUGAAAUUCCUAUAGAGUAGCCAUCUUCUGGAGUUUUGGGUGCACCCCAUUGCAAGCUCAAUCUGAGGAGUCAUGAAAGUAUCGAGGUAUUAAGAUACUGUGCAUGCUGUGUUUUUAUUAUUUUUUUUUACCUCAUUGCUUUUGUUGUCUGCAAUCUCAUCGCUCUCUUGUUGUGCAUCUCAUCUUACAAUCAUGUCUGCCCCCGAUGCCUUCUGCACACUUCCUGAUUCUCUUGUUGCUUUAAUACUAUCAAAAAUGCCAAUAAAAGACGCUGUCAAAUCUUGUAUUCUUUCCAAGAGGUGGAGGUUUCUCUACACUCAAAUGCCUCAACUCACUUUCGAUCAACUCACUUUCGAUCCAUAUGAGAUGUCUUUUUGCACUUCCCUCAAUCCUCUCUUAAUAUCAAGGGUUGAGAAUAUAAUUUCCAACAUCUUGCUUUUGCACUCGCGCAAUCUGGAGGGAUUUCACCUCCACAACAACAACACACGGGUGAACUUCAAUCGUGAAAAUGUGUGUAAAUGGGUAAGAUAUGCAUCUCGGUACAAUGUCCAACAUCUCACUCUCUAUGAUCAUACCACUUUUCCAAUCGAUUUAAUAGAAAUCCCACCCCCUGCUCUCUUUUCAUGUUCGCAUCUCAUAACACUUAAUCUGGGUAACUACGAUCUCACCAGUUUCCCAAUCGAUUUCGUUGGAUUCCCCCACCUCCUUACUUGUCACCUCCAAUAUGUUCAAUUGACAGAUGAAUCUUUGGUCUCCUUCAUUUCGCUCUGUCCCCGUCUGCAGAAACUUGAAAUAAGGAGAGAUUCUGAGCUAGGUAAUGUAGUAAUAUUUUCAUCCACUAUUGAACAUUUGAGAUUGGAAAGAGUAAAGUCUCUGUCUCUUAACUGCCCCUUACUUAGAACUCUGUCGGGGGUAUUGAUUGAGGAUUUGAGUGUGAAUGGUGUAGUACUGCCCUAUGAGCUUUCACAUGGCACCUUUCAUCUUGAAAUGGACUGUGGAGGUACUCUGCGGGUAUUGAACAUGGAUUGGUCACCUGCAAUGAGGAUUGGACAUCUUUCACCAAGUAGAUUUCUUCACAUUGUGGAUAACUUCCAGUCCCUGAAGAAACUUGUCAUACACCUGAGUAAUCGCUGGGUGUUCAGAAAGGAAGCAGGUAUGGAUGUUCCUCUAUUGGACCUACUUCACAGGCUUCCAAAUCUUCAUACGCUCUCUAUGUUGGGCUUCUUUCUUCAGGAGGUGGCAAGAGAUCCUAUACCUGACUGCCUCACCCCUCCACAUGUUAACCUCAAGAAAAUAUGUGUAGACAUUCAUGAUUUUGACCACAAGGAAGUUGCCGUAAUAAGUUGCUUGCUUCAGAGUAUGCCCUCUCUCCAAACAUUGGAAAUUCAGCUGCCUGAAAAAUUGGAUGAGAGUGAGAUACCUGAUAUUUUGGAUGAGAGUGAGAGUGUGUAUGAUUAUGAGGGUCAAUGUUUGAAGCUGUUAAAAGAUAUUAUGUAUAUGAGGAGGGCAUCCUCACUAGCAAGGAUAAUUAUACUGGAUUAUUAGUGCUCCAAGUAAUAGGCUGAAAUUAAAAUAUGGUCUUUGAACUGCAUAACUGCGUUUUCUGUAAUACCCUGUUUAAUUCCAUGCUCCUUUUUGCUUUUAAUGAAAAAACUGUUCAUGUUGCUUAA
Messenger RNA from Cryptomeria japonica (Japanese cedar), 1724 nucleotides. RefSeq names its product putative F-box/FBD/LRR-repeat protein At5g22670. Bases 247 to 1599 code for a protein of 450 amino acids. NCBI's taxonomy places the organism in Eukaryota, Viridiplantae, Streptophyta, Pinopsida, Cupressales, Cupressaceae. The record is from RefSeq and is a predicted model, not a curated record. Gene Ontology annotation, molecular function: protein binding. The transcript has 2 exons.